Molecule: messenger RNA, 1251 nt
Organism: Mitosporidium daphniae
Lineage: Eukaryota; Fungi; Microsporidia
Product: S-adenosylmethionine synthase
Exons: 4
Coding region: 1-1251 (416 amino acids)
Biological process (GO): S-adenosylmethionine biosynthetic process
Cellular component (GO): cytosol
Molecular function (GO): ATP binding; methionine adenosyltransferase activity
Source: RefSeq, a predicted model, not a curated record
AUGGUCCCACCCCCCUCCAUUUUAGCUCAUUAUCCGCAAACCGCCUUCAGCACCGAUAAACAUGCAAAUACUUUUCUCUUUACAUCGGAGUCUGUGGGCGAAGGCCAUCCUGGUACCGACAUAGCCUUACCACUCAUUAAUUUGAUAGAUAAGAUAUGCGAUCAAAUAUCCGAUGCGAUUUUGGAUGCCUGCUUGGCUCAGGAUCCUAAAUCCAGAGUAGGAGUGGAAACCGCGGCGAAGACAGGAAUGAUUGUGGUGUUGGGGGAAAUUACCUCAAAUGCCGUUCUUGAUGUCCAAGCACUUGUUCGCAGUGUUGUCAGAGACAUUGGCUAUGACGAUUCAUCAAAAGGGUUUGACUACAAAACGUGCAGCGUAUUAUCUGCCAUUGAGCAGCAAUCUCCAGAUAUUGCGCAGUCGCUAAUGGGACAUUCAGAUAUCGACGAUAUUGGCGCAGGCGAUCAGGGACUCAUGUUUGGAUAUGCAACCGACGAAACACCUGAGCUGAUGCCGUUGACGGUAGUGCUGGCCCACAAGAUCGUUGAGGCACUUGCAGUUGCAAGAAAAACGAAACAAGUUGAAUGGAUUCUUCCUGACUGCAAGUCUCAAGUGACCAUUGAAUAUGAGAUGCAGGAUGGCGUACCUGUGCCGCUACGAGUGCAUACCAUUGUCCUAUCUACCCAGCAUUCGCCAUCAAUCUCGCUUGCCGCGAUGAAAGAAUCAUUGGAGAUGGAGAUCGUUAAAAAGGUCAUUCCCACCCAUCUGAUCGAUGAAAGGACAAUACUCCACAUUCAGCCAUCAGGAAAGUUUGUCAUUGGUGGGCCGCAGGGAGAUGCGGGCCUCACGGGAAGAAAAAUCAUUGUUGACUCAUAUGGAGGGUGGGGUGCCCAUGGUGGUGGUGCCUUCUCCGGAAAAGAUCCCACCAAGGUAGAUCGGUCUGGAGCAUAUGCUGCCAGAUGGGUAGCAAAAUCCAUUGUACAUGCCGGUCUGGCCAAAAGAUGUCUCAUCCAACUUUCGUAUGCGAUUGGAAUUCCCGAGCCUCUUUCCAUAUAUAUCGAGACAUAUGGUACUGGUAAGCUUUCCAAUGCCGAGCUCUUGCGUGUUGUGAAGAAAAACUUUAACCUCAGGCCUGGUGCAAUUAUCAGGGAACUUGAUCUGCUAAGACCAAUUUAUCAGGCGACUUCGUGCUAUGGCCAUUUUGGUAGGGCUCAAUUCAGCUGGGAGGUACCAAAAGAGUUGUCAUUGGCGGAUUGA